This is a messenger RNA of Brassica oleracea var. oleracea, 573 nucleotides long. Its product is annotated as glutathione S-transferase T2-like. Lineage: Eukaryota; Viridiplantae; Streptophyta; Magnoliopsida; Brassicales; Brassicaceae. The record is from RefSeq and is a predicted model, not a curated record. The transcript has a single exon. Bases 1 to 573 code for a protein of 190 amino acids.
AUGGAUUCAAGAAAUAAUUAUACGCAGUCCUCUAGCUACGUAGGACUGCUUUACAGUCAACAAGGUAGUAGUGUUCAACAUGAAAACUUUCCUUAUGUUAACAAGUUCUGCGGCGCUUACGCCACAGCAGAGAGGCAAAUUAGCAGUGGUGAGAGUGACACUGAUGUUCUCAAGAGGGCUCAUGACAUCUUCUACUCUGAUCACAUAACCAAGUUCAGCCUCGAGCAUGCGUGGUGUGUGUUGAGGUAUGAACAGAAAUGGCUCAACCUCAACACUCCAAAAGCGAGCUCAAAGAGGAAAAAUGGUGAAACAACAGCUGAAACGUCAACCACCGAGAAUGGUGAUCAUGAGACCCGGCCUGAAGGUAUCAAGGCUGCUAAAUCGAAAAGGAACACUGCUCAAGGGAAGUCUGUUGCUGAGUAUACCUCUCUUUGGAAAAUGAAGAAGGAGGAUUUGGCCAUGAAGGAGAGACUGUCUAAGUUGGCUAUACUAGAUACUCUCCUCGCCAAGUCAGAGCCAUUAACUGAGGCAAAAGAAAUUGUGAAGAAUAAGCUCUUAGCUGCGUACUUCUGA